AUGUAUCUAAAACUAAAAAGUGGCAAGAAAGGAGACACAAAACUACAGAUUCAGGACGCUGUGAUCCAGCCGGAUCAACAUCAUUCGUGGUCCACGGUCAGCAUACCAGGAACGUCAACCAUCGUGGAGGCGAUCGACGUCAGCACAGAAGUUCAAACCAAGAUAGAAACUCUUGUAGCAGGAACCGAAAUCGAAUCGUUGCACGAGUCGGAGCGUCAGCUUUUUGAGACUUCAUAUUUUGAUUUAAUUGAUGAGGUAGAGACUUAUAUUGAGAAAUCUGGUGCAAAUCAACGUCGCGAUACACCAGUUAGUUCUAUAUCCAACAACGCACCAUGUAGUAUUAAAUUACCUACAAUUCAGUUACCCGUGUUCGAUGGCGACUAUAGUGAUUGGGUGAAAUUCCGCGAUACAUUCACAUCAGUAAUUCAUCAAAACGAGACCUUAUCAGAUGUUCAGCGAUUUCAUUACCUGAAUUCGUCGCUUCAAGGGGUCGCGGCUCGAGUCAUCCAAUCGUUGGGCGUAUCAGAGGCAAACUAUAAGGUCGCGUGGGAAUUCUUAACGGCUCGUUAUGAGAAUUCAAAGGAUCUUAAAAGACAUCAUGUCAACGCGUUAAUGGAUUUAAAACCAGUUCAGAUACAGUCAGAAAUUGCAUUGCGUCAGUUCAUAGAUGAUGCUUAUAAUCACAGAAAUGCUUUGCGAUCACUAGAGGAAGCAGUGGAUAGUUGGGACACGUUUCUCGUUCCCCUCCUAUCUAGGAAGUUAGAUGCAAUCUCCAUUAGGGAGUGGGAAAAGAAGAUUUCUUCUGACCCUCAAAUGCCUUCCUUCGUACAGUUUUCAGAAUUUGUUGAAGAGCGAUCUAAGUAUUUAGGAAAUGUUGCGAUCCAUGCUCAGGUAACAGCGCCGAGGGUUGAUCAGCGACCCCGAGCUUCAGGUAGUCAGAAGUCAAGCACGUUAGUUUCACACGUAAUCAAUACAAACGUAUGUGGCGUUUGUAAGGGAAGCCACCCAAUAUAUCAAUGUGAUAGGUUCAAGGGGUUUGACGCGGAUGAAAGGACUAAAGCUGUUCAGCAGGCCCAAGACUGUUUUAAUUGUUUACAGUCCGGACAUCGGGUCAAGGCGUGUACUCGUACUCAUUGUAGAAUAUGCGGUAAAAAACAUCAUUCAUUAUUGCAUCGCGCUGAUAGGCAUCCAGACAAACCCGCGAAGUCAAAUGAUAUUUCGACCGCAGAAUCAAGUAAUAUUUCGAGCAUAGAAUCAAGCGGUAGUUCGACCAUGGAAUCCAAAUCCAACGAAAUACCUAAUGUAGUAGCACACGUAGCAAGCAGUGCGUCGAAUCAUACAAUGCUGUCGACUGCGAUUGUUCAUGUUAAGGGCGAUCGUGGCCACGUCCAUGAUUGUAGAGUGUUGUUGGAUUCGGGGUCUCAAGCGAAUUUUGUCACGAACGCAUUUUGUAAACGAGUCGGCUUCCCACCGAUUCCCAUAGAAUCAAUUGUAACUGGUUUAGGAAGGGUUGUAAAUUCAAUCACAGGUAGAACGAAAAUGACAAUUCAUUCAAGACAUAAUAAUUAUCAGGCUAGCUUAGAUUGUUUGUCUAUAGACACUAUUACAGCAGACAUGCCCAGUCUUCCAUUGUCACGGGAAUUGAUAGAACUUCCGAAUAAUGUAGCACUUGCUGAUCCGGAAUUUAAUACUACCCGCCCAAUAGAUAUGCUCAUCGGAGCCGGCCUGUUUUGGGCAUUGUUAUGCAUCGGUCAGCAUAAGUGCCGCUCAGGUAUAAUUUAUCAGAAAACGCAACUCGGUUGGGUAGAGAAAUUCUGGGCUCUAGAGGAGGUAGAUGUACAGAGAAAAAACUUUAAUGACGAAUGUGAAUCGUAUUUUAGACAGACGACAUAUCAGGACGUAGAUGGACGUUACAUAGUUAGUAUACCAUUCAAGAAUAACGUUAGGGAUUUAGGCGAUUCGCGGCAACAGGCCGUGCGGCGCCUCUAUUCGAUAGAAAGGAAAUUAACACGGCAGCCAGACUUGAGACAGCAAUAUGUUGAUUUUAUGAAGGAGUACGAGAUGUUAGGUCAUAUGUCCCGAAUUUCAGAGUGUCCUGAUAACAAAGAACCGACAUAUUAUCUUCCACAUCAUGCCGUUUCUAAAGCGACCAGUACCACAACGAAGGUUCGCGUCGUAUUUGACGGAUCGGCAAAAUCCUCAUCAGGGCUAUCAUUAAAUGAUACGCAGUUAGUGGGACCAACAAUUCAGAGUGACUUAGUUUCAAUUUUAAUCAGAUUUAGACAACAUAAAUAUGUCCUUUCUGCCGAGAUAGCCAAAAUGUAUAGACAAGUUUUAAUUAAUCCAAAGGAUAGGCGGUUUCAGAGAAUUUUAUGGCGAUCGGAUCCUCGAUCUCCGAUCAAGGAAUUCGAAUUGAACACAGUAACUUACGGCACUGCUUCCGCCCCUUUUUUAGCAACACGCGUACUACAGGAAAUAGGUCUAAAAUGUGCUCACACUUUCCCAGAGAUCAGCAGAAUCAUAAUCAGUGACUUCUAUGUGGAUGAUUUGCUGACGGGGGCACAAAGCGCGUUAGAAAUUCAGAAAUUGAAAACUGAAAUUACAGGAGUGUUGUCUCAAGCUGGUAUGCAUCUUCGUAAGUGGGCAUCUAAUUGUCCAAACAUCCAUAUGGCUUCGGAUGGUGUAGGCAAUAGUAAAGAGAUCACAGCAGAUAAAGAUCCGAAGACAUUAGGUCUAUUGUGGGCACCAACCACUGACGAAUUAGGCUUCACAAUUAUGCCUACUACUAGUAGGCGGGUGACAAAACGAAGUAUAUUAUCGGAAAUUGCUCAGAUUUUUGAUCCGUUGGGUUUAAUCGGUCCUAUUGUGGUUACAGCAAAAUUGAUUCUUCAACGUUUAUGGCAGGUACAAGUAGGUUGGGACGAAUCCAUCCCUCAGGAGUUGUUUUCUCGAUGGUUGGAAUAUCGUCAAGAUCUCGAAAGGGUAUCAUCUUUUAGAAUUCCGCGUUGUGCAGUCUCAGUUGAGUUGGACACUACAAUACCGUUAGAAAUACACGGAUUUUCAGAUUCUUCAGAAAGGGCCUACGGUGCGUGCAUUUACCUGCGGUCCCGAAAUAAGACAGGUCAAUGGGUAAUAACUUUAUUGUGCGCCAAGUCUAGAGUGGCACCUCUUAAGUCGAUUUCCCUUCCGCGGUUAGAAUUAUGCGGUGCGCUAUUAUUAGCACAGUUAGUGGAAAAGGUUAAAGUCGCAUUGAAUUCGGUGAACGUUAGAGAACAUCUGUGGACAGACUCAACAAUAGCGCUUGCUUGGAUUCGAAGUUCACCACAUAAGUGGAAAACCUUCGUGGCCAAUCGAGUGUCAGAAAUCCAAACGCUCACAGAGAGUGGCCUCUGGAGGUACGUAUCGUCAGGAGACAAUCCUGCUGAUCUUAUUUCGCGAGGCGUUAAACCAACAGCGUUAGCGCAAGCGAAAAUUUGGUGGUCGGGUCCAUCAUGGUUGAGUAAGGAGUCAAACUUAUGGCCCAAUUUUUUAGAUGAGUGCACAAACCCUCCAGAAGAACGAACGGUUAAGAGCGUGAUGGUUAGUUUAGUGAAUCAGCAUAAUAGUAUUUUUACUAGAUUUUCGAGCUAUACGCGUUUGCUUAGAGUGACUGCAUAUUGUUUGAGAUUUAUCAAGAAUGCACGACUUAAACUUGAUGAGAAAAGAGUCAUCUCAACAGUUCCAAAUAUGGAUCUGUUAACAACAGAUGAAUUAAGACAGGCACGAACGUUUCUUGAACGUCUGGUGCAGAGGGAGGCAUUUGAGAAGGAAAUAAUAGCUUUACAAUCACGUCAAUCACUUCCAAAGUCGACCUCUCUUCUAUCAUUGAACGCAUUUUUAGACGAUAAAGGUUUGCUCAGGGUGGGCGGAAGAUUACAAAAUGCCCCGAUAAGUCAAGAUAGAAAACAACCCAUUAUAUUGCCAUCGAAACACCCGUUCACUGAUUUGAUUAUUAUACACGAACAUCAUCGAUUACUGCACGCAGGUUGUCAGGCAGUAAUCGCGUCAUUGCGUAAUCGUUAUUGGCCCCUGGCUUGUAAAAAUAAUGUAAAGCGAAUCAUACGAGGGUGCAUAAGGUGUUUUCGUGUAAACCCGACAAACGAAGUCUAUCAAAUGGGUCAGUUACCCACUUCUAGGGUAACUCCGGCAAGCCCUUUUUUCACCUGCGGGGUCGAUUAUGCAGGCCCAUUCUACACAAAGGAAAGGGUCAGAAGUAGAGUUUCAGUAAAGGCAUACCUGUGCAUUUUCGUGUGCUUCGUUACCAGGGCCGUACACAUAGAAUUAGCCACCGAUUUAAGUACCGACGCAUUUCUUAAUUGUUUUCGACGAUUCAUUGCGCGACGGGGUCGGUGUCAGUAUAUCGUAUCGGACAACGGUACAAACUUUGUUGGUGCACGUAAUGAGUUAGACGAGCUUAGAGUGUUACUCAGAAAUAAAGAACACAAUAGAAAAAUAACGAACGCAUUAAAUCAAGAGUUUAUAGAGUGGCGGCUAAUUCCCCCACAUUCACCACACUUCGGUGGUUUGUGGGAAGGAGCGGUUAAAUCCGCGAAACACCAUCUCAAACGCGUUAUCGGAGAUCAGAAAUUGACAUUUGAAGAAUUGUAUACAUUACUGACGCAAGUUGAAUCCUGUUUGAAUUCUCGCCCACUUUCUCCACUUUCCUCAGACCCAACAGACUUAUCUCCAUUAACGCCCGGUCAUUUCUUAAUUGGCACUGCUCUGAACACCUUGCCAGCUCAAGAUCUACGAGAUGUCCAAACUAACCGCCUCAACAGAUAUCAAUUAAUCCAGCAGAUGUUACAGCACUUUUGGCAACGUUGGCAAAAUGAAUGUAUACAUCAGAUGCAACAGAGAUACAAGUGGCAGCGGAAGUCCACUAGCAAGUUAGCGGUGGAUCGGUUGGUUCUCAUCAAGGAGGAUAAUUUGCCGCCUCUUCAAUGGAGUCUGGCACGCAUCGUUCAGCUGCACCCAGGUACAGACGGCAUUGCGAGAGUGGCAACUGUUAGAACCUCCACUGGAACGACCAAGCGACCUGUCACAAAGCUGUGCAUCUUGCCUAUGGAUUGUGAUGCGGACCACACUAAAGAUACGACAUUAUCAGGGCACUGUCAGACCGUAGAAUCACUCAGCGAGGACCAAGCAAAGGCGGCUCAACCAAAACCAACACCCGCAAGGCAAACAGCUCAACCCGCUCAGCUGAGAAGACCAGCUCACACCGCAGUAGCUGCAGCUCAAGCUCGCCAGUCAGCUCCUCGAACCACCGAGAGGCUCUACUCGGAGCGACCAUCGCCCUUCGAGUGCUGCGAUUGCUGCAGAGGGCAACAUUAUAUUGUUGCGUGCGCACUCUUCAGAAGCAUGACGCCCAAGCUGAGAGCUCAGUGCGUGGAAAACAAGCGCCUGUGCUACAACUGCUUGGGCAGGCACAGCGUCCGCUCGUGCAAAUCAACCCAAAAGUGCAAGCAUUGCGGAGAUCACCAUCACACGAUGAUCCACGACAGCGAGCCGAAAACGUGGCCGAUCAGCAAUCAAGCUCAAGCCGGUUCAUCAAAGCAACCCUCCUUAUCCGCUCAGACCACCGAAUAG
Molecule: messenger RNA, 5625 nt
Organism: Osmia bicornis bicornis
Lineage: Eukaryota; Metazoa; Arthropoda; Insecta; Hymenoptera; Megachilidae
Exons: 5
Coding region: 1-5625 (1874 amino acids)
Biological process (GO): DNA integration
Molecular function (GO): zinc ion binding; nucleic acid binding
Source: RefSeq, a predicted model, not a curated record